AAAAGCAUUUCUUUUUCUUUUUCUUUCUUUUUUCUUCUCUGCAAAUUCAGAAAUUUCAGAGUGAUUUUGCUUCUGGGGUGUGUUUAAAUCUUGCAGCUGAAACCAAAAGAUUCCUCUUUUAUAGAAAUUGCCAUAGCAUAAGGCUAAGGUAACAAGAAACAACAUGGGUGCAAAGUCAGGGUCAAGUGACACAUUUGGUGAGUCUGAUAAAUUUGAGAUAACCGGCAAGAUCGUGGUGGUAGCUGUGAUAUUCCUCUUCAUGGUGGUUACUUUUGUUCUCAUACUCCAUCUCUAUGCAAAAUGGUUCUGGUGGCGCAUUGAGCAAAGCACUGCUCCUCAACCACGCAACCGCCGCCGUCGCCGCCGCUUUGUCUUUGCCCCUGGUCAAGAUCCAGUUACCUAUGGCACUAACCGAAUUGGUCUUGACCCUGCAGUUCUUAGGUCCUUGCCAGUGUUGGUGUUCCAACAAGAGGACUUCAAAGAUGGUUUGGAAUGUGCAGUUUGUCUCUCCGAGAUUGUUCAAGGUGAAAAGGCUAGGCUUUUACCAAAAUGCAAUCAUGGGUUUCAUGUAGAUUGCAUAGAUAUGUGGUUCCAAUCCCAUUCUACUUGCCCUCUUUGUAGGAACCUUGUUGACUCUGAAUCAUCUAAUAGUGACCCUUUAGAGGCAGAAAAUUCAGCUACAAUGAGUGGCUUAGAGUCUUCAAAUUUUCCCACAAAUAUGUUAGUUUGGGGAGACCAGACCCAAGUAAGUUCUGUUGGUGUUUCCUUGGAAGAAGGGACUUCUCAUCAAACACCUUGCUCUACAUCAUCAACAUCAUCUUCUUCUUCUUCUUCUUCAGCCAGUGAUAGUAGCAAUUGUAGAUGUCAUGGAAUGUUGGUGAUUGAUAUACCAAGUGAGUUCAAUUCGUCCUCUUUGUCCCCUUCUGCUAGUAGGUGUGAUGAAGAUGAGAUGAAAUCACCAAUGACAGCUAGACUGAGGUCACUGAAGAGGCUUCUGAGCAGGGACAAAAAGUUAAGUCCUUGUAGUCCUAGUUCUAUGGAUGUAGAACAAGCGCAGAGCUAGAAAUUUGUUAAUGGUAUUCAUUAAAUUUUUUUAGUAGAGGUCCUCUCGUUGAGAGAUAUGUUAUUUCCCUUCUAAGACUUCUAUGUAGAUAAUGGCUAAGGAUGCCUGCUAUAUAUAUAAUGUCUCGUUAUACAGUCAUUUUUUUUUUAAAUUUAUGUAUGUGCUUGAACCACAUUAAAGUGAAUGGU
Gastrolobium bilobum is the source of this 1251-nucleotide messenger RNA. RefSeq names its product RING-H2 finger protein ATL3-like. The record is from RefSeq and is a predicted model, not a curated record. The transcript has a single exon. NCBI's taxonomy places the organism in Eukaryota, Viridiplantae, Streptophyta, Magnoliopsida, Fabales, Fabaceae. Bases 164 to 1063 code for a protein of 299 amino acids.